Messenger RNA from Paramecium tetraurelia, 3120 nucleotides. RefSeq lists its product as uncharacterized. Gene Ontology annotation, molecular function: ATP binding; valine-tRNA ligase activity; aminoacyl-tRNA deacylase activity. The record is from RefSeq and is a predicted model, not a curated record. Gene Ontology annotation, cellular component: cytosol. The transcript is spliced from 6 exons. Gene Ontology annotation, biological process: valyl-tRNA aminoacylation. Lineage: Eukaryota; Ciliophora; Oligohymenophorea; Peniculida; Parameciidae.
AUGCACGAAUCUGACGAGAUGUUCACAAGAUUGAUUUCAAGAUUUGGAGUAAAAGCAUUUGAGAAGAAGAAGGAGAAGGAUUUUAUGAAGCACAUAGCUGCCAAGGCUGAGUAGAAGCCUGUGAAAAUAGCAGAGCCUCAAAAGGGGAAGGAUGUGCCAGAUUUGAGCAAAUUAAGUAAAAUAUUGAAAUUGAAGGGGUGUUUAGGUCCUGCAGAGAUAUUGGCCCUGAAGAGAGAUGCUUCGAAAAUGCCUGAAUCAUAUUAGCCUAGUUUUGUGGAGAGCUUCUGGUAUAAAUAUUGGGAGGACAAGAAGUAUUUCCACGUGACUGCAGAGGAGGCAUUAAAGAACGACAAGAGAUAUGUGAUGGUGUUGCCACCUCCUAAUGUGACAGGGUAUUUGCAUUUGGGUCACGGAUUGACAUCAGCAAUAGAGGACUCGUUGACAAGAAUCCACAGACAGAGGGGAUACGCGACAUGCUAUUUGCCAGGGACAGACCACGCAGGAAUAGCAACAUAGACAGUUGUGGAGAAGGCUCUAGCAAAGCAAUAAUUGAAUAAGUGGGAGAUGGGAAGAGAGAAGUUCUUGGAGAAGGUUUGGGAUUGGAAGGAGAAACACGGAGCUUAGAUCUUGGAGUAAUUGAGGAGAGUGGGUAGUUCAUUAGAUUGGGACAGGUAUCACUUUACAAUGGAUGAGUAAUUGAAGAAAGCAGUCACAGAAGCAUUUGUGUUGUUGUACGAGAAGGGGUUGAUCUAUAGGGCAACACGAUUGGUCAAUUGGUCCUGUUAAUUGAAGACAGCUAUUUCCGACAUCGAAGUGACUUACGAGGAUAUCAAGGAGCCAACUAAGUUGAAAGUGCCAGGACAUGCUUAGCCAGUUGAAUUUGGUUGGUUGACUCACUUUGCAUAUAAAGUCAAGGACUCAAAUGAGGAGUUGGUUGUUGCCACUACUCGUUUGGAGACAAUGUUGGGUGAUACAGCUGUGGCAGUGAAUUCAAAGGAUAAAAGAUAUGCUCACUUGAUUGGAAAGGAGUUGAUCCACCCAUUCUGCAAUAGAGUGAUUAAGGUUAUUGCUGAUGAUCAAUUGGUCGAUAUGACUUUUGGUACAGGUGCAGUUAAAGUCACACCAGCUCAUGAUCCUAAUGAUUAUGAGUGUGGAUAAAGAUAGAAGUUGGAAUUCAUUUAGAUUUUUGAUGAAGAUGGUAAAAUCAAUUAAAAUGGUGGAAAGUAUGCUGGUAUGAUGAGAUUUGAUUGUCGUCGUCAAAUGGAGGAGGACAUGAAAUAAUUGGGUCUUUACAGAGACAAGACACCAAAUCAAAUGAGACUUGGAUUGUGUUCCAGAAGCAAGGAUGUUAUUGAACCUAUGAUCAAACCUUAAUGGUAUGUCAAUUGUCAACACAUCAAAUAAAGAAUGAUCGAUGUGGUCAAAAACGGAGAAUUGGUUCUGAUUCCCUCUGAUUAUGAGAACGAAUGGUUUAGAUGGAUGGAUGGUCUCAGAGAUUGGUGUAUCAGCAGACAAAUAUGGUGGGGUCACAGAUGUCCAGCCUAUUUAGUUAGUAUCAAUGGUAAUUUACCUGAUACCAGCAACCAGGACAAUUGGAUUGUUGCUAGAUCUGAAGAGGAAGCCUUAUAAAAGGCAAUUGCUAAAUAUAAAUUGCCUGCAGAGUAAAUUAAAUUGUCUCAGGAUGAGGAUGUGUUGGAUACUUGGUUCUCUUCUGGGUUGUUCCCAUUUUCCACCUUUGGAUGGCCUGAUGUUAAUCAUCCAGAUUUUAAGGCCUUUUUCCCUAAUACUAUUCUUGAGACUGGUUGGGAUAUUCUGUUCUUCUGGGUUGCUAAGAUGGUGUAAUUCUCAUUAGAAUUCUUUGAUAAGGUUCCAUUUAAAUAUGUGUUCCUUCAUCCUUUAAUUAGAGACAAGGAUGGAAAGAAGAUGUCUAAGAGUCUUGGUAAUGUCAUAGAUCCACUUGAGAUUAUCGAUGGAACUUCAUUAGAAAACUUAAAGUCGAAGAUUUAUGAAGGAAAUCUAUCCAAAGAUGAAGUUGAAAGGGCCAUUAAAUAAAAGGAAGAAGAAUUCCCUAAUGGAAUUCCAGAAUGCGGUGGAGAUGCAUUAAGAUUUGGUCUCUUAAGUUAUUUACAAAAGACACCAAAUAUCAAUAUGGAUGUCAAACACAUCAUUGGUUAUAGACAAUUCUGUAACAAAAUCUGGAACUCUUGUAGAUUUGCAUUCCCCAAAUUAACCAAAGAUGUCAACUAUGUGAAAUUAGAAUUGAAUAAUUUGCAAUUGAUCAAUCAAUGGAUUUUAGUGAAACUCAAUUAAGCCAUCACAGGAGUUAAUGCUGCAUUUGAUGAUUAUGAAUUCGGACAAGCAACUCAAAGCUUCCAUCAAUUCUGGCUCUACGAAUUUUGUGAUAUUUAUUUGGAAGGAAUCAAAAACAUUUUGAGUGAUAAAAACCAAGAUCAGAAGUCUAAACUCGAAACUCAAUAGACCUUAUUAACUGUUUUGGAUCAAGGAUUGAGAUUGCUUCAUCCAAUGAUGCCAUACUUAUCUGAAGAGUUAUGGUAAAAGCUACCAUUCGAUAAGGAAGAUUCACUCAUCAUCGCUAAGUAUCCUUAACCCAAUCCUUAAUGGAUCAAUUAAGAUGUUGAAAUCUAAUUCGAUUUGGUCUUGAAUAUCUCAAAGAAGUUAAGAUCAAUUAUUAGUAAAUUUUAAUUGCCUCCAAAUGUAAGACCUGACGCCUACACUUUGAAUUUGAUUGGAGACAAAUCCUUAGAUGAUUUAAUUAAAUAACAAGCUGAUAUCAUCUGUUUAUUAGCUAGAAUAAAAUCAAUUAGCACAAUCGAAUAAGAAACUGAACAUCAUAAAUAAUGUGGAGUUGAUACUCUAGAUGCUAAAAUUAAGAUUUUUGUUAAUUUGAAAGAUAAUAUUGAUCUUACAAAAGAAAAUGAUAGAUUAAUCAAGAAAUUGAAUGAGUUGAUUAAGUAUAUUAACGCACUCUAAGACAAGAUGAGCAAAUACAAUGACAAGGUGCCAGAGUAAGUCAAAAAAACAGAUCUUGAAAAGAUGGAAAAAUAUCAAUAAGAGAAAUUAUUAACAGAAUAAUAAAUUGAAAGUCUUAAAAAGUAAUGA